AUGGCAAACUUGAAUUUCCAACAAGCUCCUAGAAGCCUAGCAAGUGGCGGUGUCGGUGGCCGUGUUGGUUCAGGUUUGGUUGGAGGAGUAUCGGGACAUGUGACACCGACUUUUGGUGGCGCCCUGUCACCGGGACGGGGCUCCACUGCGAUGCCGGGGGGCGCACCACCCUCGAUGGCAUCUAGGUCUACGUUAUUUGGACAGCGAGCAUUUGCCGACCGUAGAGUACCUAUACCGACACCACUAUCACAAGCUAACUCAAAUUCUAUGUCAAGUAUGGCGAAUCUCUCCCGUUUUAAUGCGAACUAUCAUUCCGUGUUCGGCGAGGGCGGUGAUACUUCAACACCGCCGCUGCUUGACCUCAGCGAGUUUCCAUCACUGACGGCUCGGGGCGCCGGGGACCAAGCGCCCGCGGCUGCGCCCCCACCACCCGGCUCGAAGCCCUAUGUUGGUAUGGUCAAACAGCCAACGUCGGAGCAGUCUGAAUUUACUAUGUCUUCUGAAGACUUCCCUGCAUUACCCGGCACAUCGACGGGGGCUGCGCCUCCUGACAAGCCAACGGAUUACACCCAUACAGACAAACCUAGAAAAGGCAUACAAACCUCCCCUGACGUUAUCAGUCAAGGAGCUAACACGGAAUAUUAUGGCAAAGUAACAAAUAUACCAGAGACAAUGAUUCCCAAUCAGUUUGGGAUAGUGGGUCUAUUGACGUUUAUUAGGGCUGCUGAGUCGGACCCCAGUUUAGUAUCGCUGGCACUGGGUCAAGACCUCACAGCCCUAGGCCUCAAUCUCAACUCUCCGGACAAUCUAUACCUUACCUUCGCUGGACCAUGGGCUGACACGCCUUGCAGGCCACAAGAUAUGGAUUACCACGUGCCUCCAGAGUACCUGAUAAAUGGGUCUAUUAGAGAAAAGCUGGCACCCUUACGACUGAGUCGGUAUAAGGAAGACUUAUUAUUUUAUCUAUUCUACUGCUUCGUGGGCGAUGUACUUCAAAUUGCGGCAGCGGCGGAACUCUACAACCGCGAGUGGCGGUAUCACAUGGAAGAGAAGGUUUGGAUAUCUCAAGCGCCCGGCAUGCCGAUGGUAGAAAAAACAUCCACCUACGAACGCGGCACUUACUACUUCUUUGACGCGCACAAUUGGCGCAAGGUGGCGAAAGAAUUCCACUUAGACUACAGCAAGUUGGAGGGUCGGCCGCAAUUGCCGCCGCAUGUGCUCACGUAG
Danaus chrysippus (African queen) is the source of this 1227-nucleotide messenger RNA. Lineage: Eukaryota; Metazoa; Arthropoda; Insecta; Lepidoptera; Nymphalidae. The record is from the annotation of a GenBank genome assembly.